Messenger RNA from Symphalangus syndactylus (siamang), 1156 nucleotides. Its product is annotated as olfactory receptor 13J1. Gene Ontology annotation, cellular component: membrane. Gene Ontology annotation, molecular function: olfactory receptor activity; G protein-coupled receptor activity. The record is from RefSeq and is a predicted model, not a curated record. NCBI's taxonomy places the organism in Eukaryota, Metazoa, Chordata, Mammalia, Primates, Hylobatidae. Gene Ontology annotation, biological process: G protein-coupled receptor signaling pathway.
AAGGGAUUCCCUGACGUCACAGAGCGUGAGUGUGGCAGUGCUAGAAAAGAUCCUGACAGUCCACCUCGUCCCAGAAAGGGCUCUGUGAGCUUCCCCAUGCCCUGUACCCUCUCUCCUUCCAUCCCAACUGUGGAUCAUCCCUUCAGAACUCUGCAGCAUGGAGCCGCUCAACAGAACAGAGGUGUCCGAAUUCUUUCUGAAAGGAUUUUCUGGCUACCCAGCCCUAGAGCACCUGCUCUUCCCUCUGUGCUCAGCCAUGUACCUGGUGACCCUGCUGGGAAACACAGCCAUCGUGGCGGUGAGCGUGCUAGAUGUCCACCUACACAUGCCCAUGUACUUCUUCCUGGGCAACCUCUCCACCCUGGACGUCUGCUACACGUCCACCUUUGUGCCCCUGAUGCUGGUCCACCUUCUGUCAUCCCGGAAGACCAUCUCCUUUACUGGCUGUGCCAUCCAGAUGUGUCUGAGCCUGCCCACAGGCUCUACGGAGUGCCUGCUGUUGGCCAACAUGGCCUAUGACCGCUACCUGGCCAUCUGCCAGCCACUCAGUUACUGCGUGCUCAUGAGCUACCUGCUCUGCGUGCUGCUGGUGGGAGCUGCCUGGGUCCUCUGCCUCCUCAAGUCGGUGAAUGAGACAGUCAUCUCCAUAAGGCUGCCCUUCUGUGGCCACCACGUGGUCAGUCACUGCGAGAUCCUGGCGGUGCUGAAGCUGGCGUGCGGCAACACGUCCGUGAGCGAAGCCUUCCUGCUGGUGGGCUCCAUCCUGCCUGUAUCCCUGGCAUUCAUCUGCCUGUCCUACCUGCUCAUCCUGGCCACCAUCCUGAGGGUGCCCUCGGCCACCGGGUGCCGCAAAGCCUUCUCCACCUGCUUGGCAUACCUGGCUGUGGUGCUGCUUUGCUAUGGCACCAUCAUCUUCAUGUACAUGAAGCCCAAGAGCAAGGAAGCCCACAUCUCUGAUGAGGUCUUCACAGUCCUCUACGCCACGGUCACGCCCAUGCUGAACCCCAUCAUCUACAGCCUGAGGAACAGGGAGGUGAAGGAGGCUGCCAGGAAGGUGUGGGGCAGGAGUCGGGCCUCCAGGUGAGGGAGGGUGGGGCUCUGUACAGACACAGGUCUCAGAUUAGUAGCUGAGGCCAUCGUAUGCCAAUGCCAGUGA